ACAACCUCUAGCAGCCGAAGCUAGCUGGUUAGCUACCAAGAUGGAAUACCCCAGUGACUUCUAUAUUUUUAUCGCGGUUUUCUCGUUUUUUAAGAAGAGGACAUGACAUCCGGAUUUGUCAGAAUAUACGGGUUUUGGGACAACGGGUUGAAAAGAGCUCGUUUGUAGACUUCGACGAGCUACGAGGGGACAAUCGGUGUUAGCUAUUAGUUAACCCGUUGUAACGUUAACUUAGCUAGCUCGCGGCUCUAAGUGCACCCCAGGUCUCUUACAUAAAAACAACGGCCGAUCAGCUGCGGCUCGUUGGAGCAAAGAAGAGCCUGUGGGUCUGUGGCUAAGAUAUAUUCAGUUUCUCCUCGACUUCCAUGAACUGUUAACUAUUUUCAAACCUAAACUUUGCCUUUGUUGGAUUUGUACAGUAUCUUAACGACGAGUUAGCACGGUAGGCUAAAUGGAAAUUAAGCUCCUUACUUGCUAAGCACGGAGGACUUUACCCACCGGCUCUCUACUAAACAUAAAUAAAUUGUAGAAUCAUUUUCUCUUAAAAGCAACAUUUUCUGGAAAGUUUUAAUCUGUAUCCGAGAGACGUUAUUAGACCGUUUCUUUGCUGUAAAGGGGGCGAGAGGCGUUUGACAAGCGGAACGCUUCGUAAAUAAUACAGAUCUCUAAGAAGCCAGAGCCGGUGUUUACAGAGAAACCACGUCCCUCCGUAGCUUUACUGGUGGAGCGACCAUAGUUGACUAUUUGUGGGACUUUGACACUGAUCGGCAAUGUUACACAGAUGUCCUAUAUUAUUGGAGUUGAGGUAUGACUCGGAAUGAGUCCUAACCUAUUUCCAAUGGCCAACGGGGAGAGACGGGCACCAUCACAGGUUUGGUUUGACAGCAAGACAUUAACCGAUAGCCUAACUUGGGGUAUGAUAUCCGAACAGCGUGGAGAGUUAGGUCCGCCUUAUCCAGACUAUCAGUGAACACCUUCGCUUUCUGAGUUAAGUAUCUGAUUUUCCUUUGGAAGAAGAAGAUGGAGACAGGAGUAAGGUCUCACCAGGGCGAGGUGUUCGCCCACCCGCUCUCCAACCCUGGGGCUGCGGGCAUCUGUCCCGAAAUGCUGGAGGUGGCAGAGGAGGCCAGCCGGGCUGGGGAUUUUGACUUGGCGGUGGAGAUCUACAGCUCCCAGCUCGCAGACCUCCAGCAACCGGACAGGGGCUUGUGUCUGAGGAAGGCCGACUCUUUGGCCCGCGCCGGGCGCAUUUCCGAGGCGCUGGACUCGUACUGCAUAGCGGCCAGCCUUGGCAAAUUGCGCCCGGAAGAGCUUCCCCUCCUGGUGGAGACCAUCGCUCGGACUCUCCGCGAGAAAGAGCUGGGCAUCCUUGGGACGCUAAACGGCAAUGGCAAAAGCAGCAGCGGGGAAGAUGGGAUUGAACUCGAUGGGGAGUGUGGAGAGGAUGAAGCACUGGACCUGUUCUCCUGUCGCCUCUGUAGGUGUCUGCUCCAUGAGCCGACCACCGUGGAGUGCGGACACACUUUUUGCAAACGUUGCUUGGAGGACGAUUCUGUCAAAGACUGUAUACACUGCAAACAAAAGUUGAACAAAAAAGAUGGACUGCCAAACGGCCGGAGAUUAAACGUUGUCCUCAGCGGCCUACUAGAUAAACUGUUCGCAACUGAGAGUAAAGCGAGGAAAUUCUGGAUCGAAGGGGAGAUUUUGUGGAAAAACCAGAACCUCUCUGAUGCCUUGGAGAAGUACAAUGCAGCAGUGGAUCUUGUGCCAUCUUCAGGCAGACUGCUGUGUCAGCGGGCUGAGUUGCACAUGGAGAUGAGGAACUUCAGUCAGGCAGUGCAGGACGCCAACAACCUCUGUAGGAUUAAACCGCUCUGGACGAAGGCUCACUGUCUGAAAGCCACUGCACUGACUAAAGCAGGCCGGAACGAUGAGGCUUUGCAGGAGUACUUUCUGUGUGUGGCACUAAAACCUGACUGGACCAAGGUCAAACUGGAGGCUCAGAAGGUCCUUAGCGAGCUGUUCUCCUCUGUGUUUGAGAAUGAGGACCUGCCAACACCGUUGCACCCACUGCAGGGGGGGUUGACCACCCGCCUCAUCAAACCGCCUGCCUUGCUCAGGUCCCUGAGGCCGCUCACACAGAGACCUGGCUCCUCCACACAGGACUCUGAGGUCAGUGUGACUAAAAGCACUCCAGUGGACGACUCGUCCUCCAGACUGUCUGCUCCGUGUCCUGGUAAAUCAGACUCUGCUGCAGGGGAGGAUAGCACCAAGAGCCUGGCUGGCGUUCUGGCUGCCCUGCCAGCACCCCCUGGUUGCCUCAAGAGGAAACACAGUGGAGACGGACCCUCAGCAAUCUUCAACCCUCCCUCCAAACUGCACAGACCUGAUGAGGCAAGCAGCUUUCAGACGGCCACAGUGUGUGGAGGGAGGAUGGUUCCUGCUGAGCUGUUGGACAGUGGAGACAUGGAGUGUUCGCUCUGCAUGAGAUUGUUCUAUGAGCCGGUGGCCACUCCCUGCGGUCAUACCUUCUGCCUCAAAUGUCUGGAGCGUUGCCUGGACCACAACCCCAACUGCCCUCUGUGCAAGGAGAAUCUAGCAGAGUUUCUGGCCACCAGGGGCUACAACAAGACCCUGCUGAUGGAGGAAGUGGUGCAGCGUUACCUAGGAGACGAGCUGGCAGAAAGGAAGAAAAUCCAUGAAGAGGAGAUGAAGGAGCUGUCCAACCUGAACCAGGAAGUGCCCAUCUUUGUGUGCACCAUGGCCUUCCCCACCAUCCCCUGCCCACUGCAUGUGUUUGAGCCACGCUACCGCCUCAUGAUCCGCCGCUCCAUGGAGACGGGCACCAAGCAGUUCGGCAUGUGCAUAGCUGAUGAACUCAAGGGCUUUGCGGACUAUGGCUGCAUGCUGCAGGUGCGAGAUGUGAAAUUUUUUCCUGACGGUCGUUCGGUGGUCGACACCAUCGGUGUGUCUCGAUUUAAGGUCAUCAGCCACGGCCAAAGAGACGGCUACAACACCGCCAAGAUAGAGUACCUGGAAGACAAGAAGGUGGAGGCAGAGGAGCUGGUGGAGCUUCUGAAGCUGCACGACUCCGUGUACGAGCAGGCCAACAGCUGGUUCACCUCCCUGAAAGACAACAUGAAGAGCCAGAUCCUCAGCCACUUCGGACACCUUCCCAGCAAAGACCCCGACCCACAGGCCAGUCCCAGUGGUCCUGCCUGGUGCUGGUGGCUGCUCGCCGUCCUGCCAUUGGAGAAUCGAGCCCAGCUCACCAUCCUGUCCAUGACCUCCCUCAAGGACCGCCUCAUUGCCAUCCGCAGGGUCCUCAUAUUCGUCACGCGCAAGAGGCCGCGGUGAAUUCCCAGCCGCUCGGGAGACAGACCAGAACCGUUCGAGCUUCUAUGCACUUCAGCAGUUCAUUCAUCCAUUUGUUCAGUCAUUCAUUUGUUCAUGUGGUCACUCGCGGACCGAUUCAUCGGUCCAUCUAUACAUGUGUUCCCACUGUGGUUCACGUACCCACUCGGACAUCAGCUGAUUCUGUCAGAUCCGCGUGAACUCAGUCCUGCGUCAUGCAGCCUCUCUGUGCACACGUCACUUCUGUUGAGGGCGCCAGGCGAGCCGGGGUGCUGCUCGAGGGCAUUCGAGUUUCUCAUCCGUCUGUCAGUUCAUCCUCUCCACCCCACCUGCAUCUCGGAUGAAUUCAGCUAGAACACAUCUCUGACCUCUCCCCUCUGCUUCUCUGUUGAGGCAGAGGUAAAAGUGGCCGGGCCAAGCUCUUUCACUUGCCUGACCUGUGAGGGACAUGUUAUCACAAAAGCCGUAUGAGCGAAAAGGUUCAAAAGGAACUCAUCUUUCCUACAUCUAGUAAACAGUAUUUCAUGUUGGAAUCGUGGCCCCCGUAUCCACAUCCACACUUUCUACAGGUACAGUCAAAGCAAAGCUCAUUUACUGAAGUAUGAAGCAAAAACAAAAACACUUGGUGUGACGGCAACACACAAAUGUGAAUGUACUGGUCUGGCUGUAGUCUGUGGAUGCUUUUCUUUUCUUUCGCUACUACAUUUACAGAAUCCGUUCGGGGGGCUCGCACAGGAGGCCAGAUUCCUGUAUUGCACGCACAACAGCUGCUUCACUCUAAAUCUUACAGACUGAGCCAAAAUUCAUGUACAAAAACCUGGAGCUUUCUCUCUGUUGCCUCACCCGCCGGUGGGCAUGUACCUCAAACCCUCUGAUAGGAAGCAAUGGGUGCCACGAGUCACUGCAUUGAGAUAGGAAGUGACUGUGCCCAUGCCAACACUACAGACUACAGUGUGUGAGAACAAGUGCAACUCCAUAACAACAUGCUCCACUUGCUCCGUAAGAAAAUUCAAGUAAGAUUUAAAUGUGUAUCAGAGUCGGGCUAUCACACAAACUCCAUUUGCAUUUAGGAAAAUGCUGAUACAAAUGCAUCCUCCCAGAUACAGCUGAUCUGGAACCUAAUGUCCUGUUGUAGCAUAUCUCUGGGACUACAAACAGACUUAGUUAUAGGGGUUGAUUGUGUGUGGUUUUUUUUUUGUUUUUUUUUUGGUGUUUGUUUCUUUUUUUUCUCUGCUAUGCCCUUAACUGUAUGUGUAUGGUGACAUCUUAAGUUGGGUGAUUUAUGUGUAUAUCAAUGUAACUCAGAGGCCUUUGUAAUGAUUUAUUUAAGGAACGUUUCACCCUCUCUCUCUCUCUCUAUCUCUUUCUUUCUCUCAGUACAUUUACGUGCACACUAAUGCAAUUACAGUGCUUUAAGUCGCCCCUGGAGUUAAACAAGUUUAGAUCUGCGUUUCUCAGUAAAACACAUUGUGUGUAUCCUUGAGGCCUGACAAACAUGUUGACCAAUUUUCUUUCCUCAUACGACAUUUGCAAAGACGUUUAGACUUGCGUUGCUUCUUCUUUCUUCCACUGAAGCGAUGCCUUGUCUCCUGGCGCUUAGCAUCACCCGCCGCUGAUCAGGGGAAAGGCUAGAAGCUGUCAGCAGGCGUGUGUCCGUAGCGCUGCUAGUGGUCAAAAACUCUGCAGGACACUUCAAAGAACAUUGGUGAAACACUGCACAAUAAUAACCCUCGUUUACAUGAUGUUUCGAUUAAAGGUGGGGGUUUUUGGACCACUAGUAGUGCUGUGGAGCAGCGUUUUUAUGAACGGGCACCUGUUCUGUUCGUAUCCAGUGGAGGAGCAUGCAGGCGAGCCAACAGAGCUUCAAGUUGUUCCACCGAUCAGCUUGUUGCGGUAGGAUGUUAAACGUUGCGUUUCCAUGUUAAAUGUUUAAAGAAAUGUAGCAAUUUGCCACAAAUGAAGUGAAGAAGAAGAAGAUGGUCAGCUUGUUUAAACAUGCAGGUUUCAAAACAUCCCAAACAUCAGCUUUUCAGAUGUUUCUCUGAGGAUUCAGUUUGUUUUGGUGAGAAAAGCUGAGUGUAAAUCGGUCUGGGUUUUUAUUCACAACAAAUUGGACGGUGCACCUUAAAGGUUGAGUGGUGGAGGAAGUGUUGAUCCAUUUAAACUCUCUUGGCAGGUCACCAAAUGGAGUAUUUCCAACCCACAGCGAGUCCAAAGAGUGAAGAGCAGGCUCCGUAGCAUUGUGCUUCAGCUUUCACAGGACAGCUGUGGGUGUAAUUGCGUUCUCGCCGUGCAUGGAAAUGUGUUGUUUCUCUGUAUAAUUCUGUCCUUCCAAAUGUUUGUGACUCCACCGCAGUUACUUGCUUUCUGUGUGGGGGAGGGGUUCACAACAUGCUGCAUUUCCCUGGUAUAUUUGUAAAGGGAGAUCUUAUACCUAUUUUUUAUUGCAAAUAAAGAAAAACGCAUUCA
Chelmon rostratus (copperband butterflyfish) is the source of this 5823-nucleotide messenger RNA. It is a transcript of the gene lonrf2, whose product is annotated as LON peptidase N-terminal domain and ring finger 2. NCBI's taxonomy places the organism in Eukaryota, Metazoa, Chordata, Actinopteri, Chaetodontiformes, Chaetodontidae. Gene Ontology annotation, molecular function: protein binding. The record is from RefSeq and is a predicted model, not a curated record. The coding region runs from base 1021 to 3357 and encodes 778 amino acids. The transcript has 12 exons.